GCAGCGCCACAGUUCCAAUUUGGGCGCGGCGGUGGAGGCGGAAGCGGGUCUCGGGGGCCAAACCAACCAAGCCAACCGCCCCGCAGCGAGAGAGGACAGCGGCCAUGGCCCCCUCCAAGAAGAAGCGCUCCAGCAAGAACCCCUCCAGGAGCAAGAACGUCCUGAAGAGGAAGAAGAUGGAGGCCUUCCUGAAGGACUUCAGCCAGGAAGUCGAGACCCGCAAAGAGCGAAUCCUGGUUGAAAGCGAGGGCUUUUUGAAGGAAAUUGACAACAUAUAUAACAUGGAGCUUCUCCGCUUGCCUGCGGCGCUGCAGGAAAUGAAUUGGGUCAGCUACUUCGCUCUGGGAGGAGGGGAAAAGGCCCUGGAAAAAGCAGCUAUGGCCGACCUGGACAUAGUGGAAAUUACCAAACUGGCAACGGAAGCUAUUCAGAAGCCCCUCAAAACUGUCAGGACAGCGAAGAAAGCCAAGCAGCCGCUGGAGACCACCGAAGACGGAGAAGCGGGGCGGCCUGCAAGGAAGCGGUCGAGGCAGGGGGGCGAGGAGGCGGGGGCCCCAGAGUCCAACAUCCAGGCAAGGACCUCCAUCAAAAGGGCCCCGGGGUCAAGGAGGGGCAGGCCUCCCCCAGCUAGGUCCACCCGCUUGAACAGGAGGUCUGCCAAAGUUAACUGGGCCACUCCAUCGGUGGGGCAGACGGCUGCCUCCAAGGGGGCCACCCCUCUUCUCACCCCCAAGUUUGACGCCAGUGUCUUCAGGACGCCCGGCCUGCGUGCCCCUGCAGCUCAAGAGCGGGUCUUCAGUGUCUCCGAGAACGGCAGCCCCCUUGCGGCCCCCAGUGACAUCUUCAUCACCCUCCCUGCUGAGGGAGGGGAGACCAUCUGCUUAAGACCCAACGAACUCUCCCGGCAGGCCCUGAUGCGCCUCGAUCCCGGCACCCUGGGCACCAUGAAGAAGAUGUCGGCGCAUCUAGCGAAUCUGUGCGGUUCUCUGAAGAGCUCCAAGUGAGCCCGGCUGCUUCUCCCCACCCACCCUCAGGCCCCAGAGUGUUUCCGGAGCCACCUCCCCUUUUACUCUCUCACCUUUUUUUGUGUCCCACGGACUGUGCAGGGGAGGGGGGGUGUUUGCGUUUUUUAAAUUCUGUUUUUUAAAUUUAAUGUUUUUUAAAUUUCUGUUUUUUAAAUUUAACAUUAAAGUUCCUGUUGCCUUCCA
Messenger RNA from Sphaerodactylus townsendi, 1208 nucleotides. It is a transcript of the gene CDCA8, whose product is annotated as cell division cycle associated 8. Gene Ontology annotation, biological process: mitotic sister chromatid segregation. The record is from RefSeq and is a predicted model, not a curated record. Gene Ontology annotation, cellular component: chromosome passenger complex; chromosome, centromeric region; spindle midzone. Bases 105 to 1004 code for a protein of 299 amino acids. Lineage: Eukaryota; Metazoa; Chordata; Lepidosauria; Squamata; Sphaerodactylidae. The transcript is spliced from 11 exons.